GGUGGAACACUGCGUUGCUGCGAGCAGACUGAUUGAUUUAUUUAUAAACUCUGUGAGAUAACCCAGCUCCGGCUCUCUGGUUUAAAAAAAAAGCACGGAGGGACGCAUGCGCCCAGCCUGUUUGUUUGGGAGUGAAAUGGAGUGAGUGAGUGAGUGAGGCAGGGAGCUGCAGUGGGAUCUUGCUGUGCGGAGUGGGGGAGGUCGGCUCGCACUCGCACGGAGCCAGAGGGAAAGCUGCUCAGGGACUGCCCGCUGCUGAUCCAACUCAACCCUGUGCCCAGGCUAACAGCAUGCGGCUGUGCACCCUGAGUGCUAUACUGCUGGCUACAGCUUCUCUUAUAGAAACUCCCCAGUCAGGACACUUCACCACAUGUCCAAAGGAGUUGAUGAGUUACUGUAUAGAAGGAGAAUGUCGGUUUAUACAGUCUGAAAAUAAGCCUUCGUGUGUGUGUAAAUUUGGCUACAUCGGCUCCCGAUGUGAAUUUCUGGAUAUCUUCUAUCUAACUGGAAGACGGGACAAGUUCAUCGUUGUGGGGCUGGUUCUGGCCAUUUUGCUGCUCAUGAUUGCAAUAAUAAUCACAUGUUUUUGUGUGCACCGGUUCCGCAGGAGGCACAAAGCUAAGAAAAACAGUCGUGAAGAAGCUGAAGUUCUGAGCUCCGAGCCACUGGAUGGGAAGGACUCGCGAGCUGAAGAUGAAGACACUGCAAUGACCACUCUAGCCUGACAUCGACAUGGGUAGGUUUGAGGUACCUGCAGGCAGGAUUUACCUUCGGAGACUCCUCAAAAUAUGCCAGCUUCCUGUUGAAGCAGCAGACUUUAAUCUGAAAGGACGAUGGAUUAAAUUUAGGAAAAAGAAUGAAAAUGUUACUCACUAUACUUCAACUAAAAUAACAAUCAUCGACAAUUUGCCCGACACCGGUACAACUGCAUUGUGUUUUCGAAAUAGUGCUGAAAAGACUCUGCAUCACAAACUGGGAAAUUUAGCAUGUAAGCUGGGCACACCCUGACAGGGUAAUUCACAGUUCUAGACUAUUCUUCAAACAGACUUGCAGUUUGAGACCCCUUUGCCAAGAGCACUUCAUCUGUUCUUAUCUUGUGUACAAGUAUGGAAUCUACACGUAAGAAAAAGUAAAAUAUAAUGUUACUUACAAGACAUGGGACACGUGGGGAUACUGAAGCGUUUCCCUUCAUCUCAGCAAAGAGGAGAAAAUAGAUCAUACUGAGAAAGCAAAAUUUUACAACCAUCACCAGUCUUUGUGUUUUAAUUCCAUUUAAAAAAAAACACAUUUCUGAUCCAGGAUGAAAAUUGUGAAUUGUGAUGAACUUUGUUUCUAGAGCACAAAAAAUACACUGUUGCAAAUAUAAGUUCAGAUAUCACUUUCCUUUCAUAAAAUGAAUCACUUUAUUUUGUUAAUGUUGUUAUUUAUGAAUGCUGUUUUAAAAAUAUAGUGUUACUGAUGUAGAAGGUGUAACCAAGGGGAAGUUGGCUGGUUCCGUGUUCUGUGAUCAGUGUAUCAAAGCUGAGUAAAAUACCAACACAGUGUAUGAGUGUUAAAGUGGUUGUACUUUCUUCCUUACUGUCUUUGCAGCAAUGAUUUGGAAUUCCGAAAAUGAAAUGGAUGUGUUAUUUGCAGGUGUUGCAUUUAUUUGUUAUUUAAUAAAUGUACAUCAUUUCUUCA
This is a messenger RNA of Rhincodon typus (whale shark), 1680 nucleotides long. RefSeq names its product probetacellulin-like. NCBI's taxonomy places the organism in Eukaryota, Metazoa, Chordata, Chondrichthyes, Orectolobiformes, Rhincodontidae. The transcript has 5 exons. Bases 291 to 725 code for a protein of 144 amino acids. The record is from RefSeq and is a predicted model, not a curated record. Gene Ontology annotation, biological process: positive regulation of cell population proliferation; epidermal growth factor receptor signaling pathway; positive regulation of mitotic nuclear division.